AUGGCAUCUUCUGAUGAAGAGGGUGAGAUCGUCCCAAAUUGUGUGUCAAAUUACCACCUUGUUGAUUAUAAAGAAGAACCCAUUUCAUUUUCCUCUUUACCACUGCAAUGGAGUGAGGAUGAGGCCACAGAUGGCAUGAAUACACAUUUAUUCUUACGUGGGAAUGAAAAUGGUGGGUGCCAGCAAAUAUAUAAGAAGGUCAUAGCAUGGAAGAUCGAACUUUCUUAUGCCCUGCCUGAGAUUUAUGUGCUUUCCAAGGAUAAAACCUGGAUAAAGCUCCAAAGGCCUAGGAAAAGCUUUGAAUGUAUUAUCAGGACAAUUCUGAUCACGGUUCACUGCCUUCAUUUUGUUAAAAAGAAUCAAAAGGCAUCUGGAGACGAAUUAUGGAAACAUUUGCUGAAAACUUUCAGUUCAUACGAGGUUGGACCUUCUGAGAAUGAUCUAUUAGAACACAUUCGAUUAAUUGGUGAAGCUGCAGGAAGGGAUGAAGACAUAGCAAAAUCUGAGAUUCAAUCCUUCACUUUGAGGAAGAGUAAUUGCCUUGUGUUGCAGGAGAAUCGAACAUCAAAGAAAUCUAAGUUUAUAGUUGAUGUGGAUGAGGAUUAUAGUGGUGGUGGUGGUGGUGAGGAUGAUGAUGAAUGUGAUAACAAUGCAGAUGAGCUAUUUGAUUCUGUUUGUGCACUUUGUGACAAUGGCGGUAACAUUAUAUGUGCACACAGCACAGCAGAAGGACAAAUCAUGCUUGAAUCAAUUGAAGAGCUCGGACAAGCAGUUCAACCUGAAUCAAUAACUGGAUCAGCCAUGAGCAUAAGCAAGCUAACGCAGGAGUUGUCCCAAUCUGGUAGCUUCGACUCAUUCCGUGAGAAUCCAUUUGUUGAGGCAAAAAGUGACGUUGGUGAUAUUGCCAUCUCCAAAUAUUUUUUGAGAUUAAGUCGUGUGGUUGCAAUCCUGAAAUCACAGGAUGCAUGGCGAUUCUGUGAAGGGAGGUGCAUGAGGUCUUUCCAUACAACGAAAGUAGCUGGAGCUGAAUCUUUUUGUGAAUCUCUUGGCUAUACUGAUGCUCAAGUUGAGGUCUUCCCUUGUGUUACGGCAACUUGUGGCCAUUUCUAUCAUCCAACAUGUGUUGCAAAACUGCUUCAUCCAUGGGAUGAAAUUCAAGCUGAAGUCCUCCAGAAGAAAAUUGCUGCAGGAGAAUCGUUCACUUGUCCUGCUCACAAAUGUUUUCUUUGUAAGCAAGUAGAAGAUAAAAAGGUCCAUGAUCUGCAAUUUGCAAUGUGUAGACGCUGUCCAAAGGCAUAUCACAGGAAAUGCUUACCCAGGGACCAUAAAAUCAUUCCUGAAAUUGGGACACCCAGAAGAGAUCAUGUUCGAUUUCCUGAAGGUAAUGGAAAAAACAAGCAAUACACUUCAAGGCUGCUACCAAGCAAAGCAAGGAUGGUGGCAGAAAAGAGAAGUUUGGUUUAUGGUGAUCUUACAGAAAGACCUGCGGUAAAGGUCCAAACCAAAGUUGACAGGAUGUAUGCUGCUGCUAAAGGUGGUGAUUCUACCAAAAGAAGUGAGAAAGAAUUUUCCAGAGCAGCUUCUGAACCACAAGUUUAUGGUGUAAUCAGAAAUUCUCUGAAGGAGAAUAUAACAUCUGUCUUGACGGAAGUGUAUAAGUCUUCUACAGUGGACAAAGGCAAGUCAUCUAUCAGCAGUGAUCAGUCACACUUACUGCUGAGUAAGCGAUUGAAUCUGAUUAAAUCUAAGCAGCCAAAUAGUCUUAGCUGUAAAACCAAAAACAUACUAGUAGCUAAGCCUCAAAUGAAGAAAGCAAGCUGCCAGCCUUUAGUAGAUGUUGAAAUGGAAAAACGUGUAGCGACAUUAAUGAAAAAUGCCACAUCCUCUUUUAAUUUGGAAGAAUUCAUAAAGAAGCAGAAAAGGCCAUCUACUCAUGGAUGCUCGAAAUUUGUAGUAGACAAGACCAUCACUAUGGGAAAGGUGGAGGGUUCUGUGAAGGCUGUUCGAGCAGCCUUGAAGAAAUUAGAAGAAGGAUGUACAAUUGAGGAUGCGAAAGCUGUUUGUGAACCAGAAAUUCUAAAGCAGAUUAUCAGAUGGAAGACGAAGCUUGGGGUGUAUCUUGCCCCUUUUCUCCAUGGCAUGCGCUAUACAUCUUUUGGUCGCCACUUUACAAAAAUGGACAAACUUAUGGAGAGGGCUUCAUAA
This is a messenger RNA of Ilex paraguariensis (yerba mate), 2205 nucleotides long. NCBI's taxonomy places the organism in Eukaryota, Viridiplantae, Streptophyta, Magnoliopsida, Aquifoliales, Aquifoliaceae. The record is from the annotation of a GenBank genome assembly.